Lycium ferocissimum is the source of this 1659-nucleotide messenger RNA. Its product is annotated as patatin-like protein 6. The transcript has 2 exons. The record is from RefSeq and is a predicted model, not a curated record. Gene Ontology annotation, biological process: lipid metabolic process. NCBI's taxonomy places the organism in Eukaryota, Viridiplantae, Streptophyta, Magnoliopsida, Solanales, Solanaceae. The coding region runs from base 78 to 1364 and encodes 428 amino acids.
UUCCUCUCUUCUCAAACCAUUCAUUUAUCUAAAAACAAUUCCUACCAAAAGAAAAAACUACAAAUCAAACACAGAAAAUGUCAGCAGCUACAAUUUCUACCAUCUCAAUGAUGGACUCCAACAUGGAAGUUGACAAACUAACAUACGAAAUCUUCUCCAUUCUCGAAAAAAACUUCCUCUUUGGCUACGAAAAUGACCCAAAAAAACUUUCUCAUGCAUGCAAAGACAACCUUAAUUUCUCCAAAAAAAAUGUCACCACCGGAAAAGUAAGAAUUCUCUCAAUUGACGCUUGUGGUUCCACUAAUGGCAUUCUUGCAGCAAAAUCUUUAGCCCACUUAGAAACAACCCUUUGUUUAAAAACAGGAAAUAAAAACACCCACGUUGCUGAUUACUUUGAUGUUGUCGCCGGCGCCGGUGCCGGCGGUAUACUAGCCGGACUUUUAUUUACACGUGGCAAAAAUGAGGUCCCACUGUUUACAGCAAAUGAAGCUUUAAAAUUUAUUGUUGAGAAUGGCCGGAAAAUUUCAAGAAUUUCAGGAAAUGGCAUUUUCCAGCGAGUUUUCCGGUCACCGGAGAAGAUGUUUGACCAAGUUUUUGGUAAGUUGACUUUAAAAGAAACUGUAAAAACGGUUUUAAUCCCAUGUUAUGAUUUAACAACAGGAUCAGCUUUUUUAUUUUCACGUGCUGAUGCAUUGGAAAUGGACGGUUGUGAUUUUAAGUUGGUUGAUGUAUGUGGUGCCACGGUGGCUGAUCAUGCGGUGGAGGUUAAAUCAGUUGAUGGGAAAAGAAAGAUCAGAGCCGUUGGUGGUGGGGUUGUGAUGAAUAAUCCAACGGCUGCGGCUAUUACACAUGUGCUUAAUAAUAAACAAGAAUUUCCAUUUGUUAAUGGAGUUGAAGAUUUGUUGGUAGUUUCUUUGGGAAAUGGAGAAUCAGAUUCCGGUGACGGAAAUGUGACGUCAUCGCCGGCGAUGUUUGUCAAGAUUGCCGGAGAUGGAGCUGCCGACAUGGUAGAUCAAGCUGUAUCAAUGGCAUUUGGAGAAUUUAGGAACAGUAACUAUGUUCGGGUACAAGGAAAUGAAAUUGUUGGGAAAAAACAACACAUGACAAAAGAUGAAAAGAUGCGAAAAUCAGUGGCCAUUGCUGAGGAAAUGCUAAGGCAGAGGAAUGUGGAAUCUACAUUAUUUCAAGGGAAAAAGUUGGUGGAACAAACCAAUUUGGAUAAAUUGGAAAUAUUUGCAGGUGAAUUAAUCAAAGAACAAGAAACGAGGAAAACUAGCAUAUUACUCCCAGUUGUUUUGAAACAAUCGCCAUCAGCUCCUAGGACAUCAUCUGCAACGACUGUAUCGACUAUUUCGUCGUGUUAGUAAAAUAAUAGGAAAGAUCGUAUGUAUCAUGAUCACAUAUUAGCUCGAUUUUAAGUUAGAUUAGUAAGAUAAGGCAAGACGAGUCGGUUAGCUCGUUGAAUCAAGGCUGAAUUAUGGGUUUGAAGCCACUCGUGAUGAAUAAAUUCAAACGUCCGAGUUUGUGCGUAAGUUUUCGGUUUAUUUUUUAAAUUUUAGGUUGCUGUUGUAGUAAAAUGUAUAUCUAGAUUAUGAAUCUUGAUGAAUGUGUGUAUGUUUUUUGUUGUUAAUAUUAUGAAAGGACUGCUUGUUAGAGCAA